AUGUGUGCUUCUUCCCGAAGAGCCCAGAUUAGGCUUCAAAUCGACAGCAGCAGCACCAACCCCGAACAGAGUCAUUAUCAGGAAGCCAAAUGUCUCAUCGAGGGCGACCUUGCCGAUCUUUGCGAGAAGUAUGGGAUUGAAGGAGUCCGCGCUGCGGGCUUGGACUUUGUCUUGGCUUGGAGAGCUAUGGAAAGGCAAGGAUGUUUUGGAUAUGAGAAGCUUGUGAUGGAAGAAGCGGAGGAUGAAGGACCAAGACGUGAGUUGAAGAGAAUGAUUCUGGGCAUUUUCGAGUGGUGCGGUAGUGGAGUGGCCGAGAUUUUUGGGAUUGAAGACGGGUUGCUUUCAGUUGGAACGAACAAUGGAACAGCAAGGGAUAGUAGAGAAGAUGCAAGAGCAACGGAUCGAGAUUACAAAGCGAAGUGGAAUACCGGUAUCGAGGACUCUAUGGAAGAUGUCGUGUGGAGCAGAGAUGAGAUUAUAGAGGAUGAAGGCGAUAGUAUGGAGGAUGACAACGAGAGGGCCGACUUUGUAGGUCGCCCCAGCUUCGACCUGUCCUCCAGUCAGAUUGGAAAGGCAACGGAACUUGAACAAAACAACGACGACAUGAACACCGACGAUGCCGAGCUCUCUAAACUCGUAAAACAGGCCUCAGGAAACCCAGAGCUGGACGUCAAACAAGAGUCAGGAGAACUCGUAAGGGAUCUCCAAAUGUCACCGAAGACUGUUUCAUAUUCGGCCAUGUCUGGUGGCCCAGAGCAUACGACUACGACAGAACGUACAAAGACCAGUGAGAAAACGACAUACUCAGGCCGAGUCGUGACGACAGCAUAUACAACUACUACUAUCCGGACCAUUACCGUAACUCGACUCAUGAACGCAACAUAUGAACCUUCCGCCAAUAAACUUCCUCUCAACCAGAAGGCUAUCGCGCAUGAGAGCAACGAAUUUUUUGAUAAUUUCACAAAAGAGGAAAACAAAUGGCUUGAAGAACAGGUGCGAGCGAAGAAACCGCACUGGGAAACUGCAAAGGAAUUCAACCUCCUUUUCACGCCAUGCAGAAGCCACAAGACAAUCCACACUAAGCUUGCCAGACUGGGUCUUGAUACGAAGACUGUUCGGGUCACGUGGCCACAAGAGCAAGAGGCAUACCUACUCGAUUUCAUCAAAAGUUCUCGCGGGAUCAGAGAGCAGCUGGAAGCCUUUAAUACCUACUCCUCCAAUCAAGGAUGGCCCACUCGAACUUUCAAAGCGCUCGAGACAAGACUGCGCGAUUUGCAAGGACCAAAGUCGGCUGCAAGCGCCUGGACCGUGGAACACGACGAGUACCUAUGGCAACUCCUACAGGCCAAAGGCUCUUCUGGUCAGCAUAUGACGGCUUUCAAUGCUCACGCUUCCCAAGAAGGAUGGCCGAUUCGAUCGCGCGGCGCUCUUAGCAAGAAGAUCGCCGCGUUGAAGCCUCAAAAGGUCGAUCAACAAGCGCCCGCAUGGACCUCGGGGCCAAAGGAACAGGAGGAAUAUCCGUCUGCAUCUUUAAGAGAUGAUUGUUCUUUGUCUGACCUCGGGAAAUCAGGUGGAUCCACAUCGAGUGCCGCAUGGCCAAAGGCACAAGAGGUGUACCUCAUCGAGACGCUCCAGGACGACUGCGCUGUCGAUGACCAGCUGGGAGAUUUCAACGCUCACUCUGAGGUGCAAGGUUGGCCGUUGCGAACCGGCAAUGCUAUUAAAAGGAAGCUGUACACGUUGCGAGGCCCAGGAAGACACAUCCCAAAUUCUUGGCCCAAGGGACAGGUGGAGUAUCUCGCUCGCAACAUGCGAGACGAUGUUCCCAUACGCGUGCAAGCAGAAGCCUUCAACACCUAUUCUGCGGCCCAGGGUUGGCCCAUCAGGACUGUCAAUGCAUUAAAAAACAAGAUGCCUCAGCUGAGGGUGAAGGUGAGUUCUGACAACUAG
This is a messenger RNA of Lecanosticta acicola, 1950 nucleotides long. NCBI's taxonomy places the organism in Eukaryota, Fungi, Ascomycota, Dothideomycetes, Mycosphaerellales, Mycosphaerellaceae. The record is from the annotation of a GenBank genome assembly.